GUCGUCCGGACCGAGCAGUUUUAUUUCGGAUUCACGCCGAUCGGUCAGUCUGCGAGACUCGAAGCGAUUGAAAUUGUGACAAGUUUUGUGAUUCUGUAGCGAGCAACUCGGAAAUACAAUCGUUAGCAUGAUGUCGCCAAACACGAAGAUCAUUGAUCUGAUAGACAGCAGCAACGCAUCGAUGAUGAGGCUCAAUCCGAGAGGAGCCAGGCGCUCCUCCGAGGAGAAGGCGCGGGAGCUCGAAAUCAGCGGUAUGGUCUCUGGCAAGAACAUCCUCAUCACCGGAGCUGCCGCGGGUCUAGGCAAUGCCUUUUUCAAUCAUUUUCUGCAGUUUGGUGCUAAGAAAAUCUGCAUAAUCGACAUAGAUGAAGCAUCGAGUCGAAAAAUCGUCAAUUCGGUUGAAAAGUCCCACGGUCCAAACAAAGUUUUCUUCCUUCAUGCUGACGUAUCCAAACAGACAGAAAUCACUGCCGCUUUUAAAGAAGCUAUUUCACUCAUGAAGAGUCCGAUUGACAUAAUUAUCAAUAAUGCCGGGAUACUGGACGAAAGACGCUGGGAACGCGAAGUCGCCGUUAAUUUGACCGGCAUGAUAACGGUAUCGAUGCUGGCGAUCGAGCACAUGGGCAAGGACAAGGGCGGCGCCGGCGGUGUCCUCGUCAACAUCGCCGAGCACUCGAGAGUGCAGUACACGGCCCAAUUACCGGUUUACUAUGCCACCAAGCAAGCCAUCGUCAGUCUGUCUCAGUCGCUCGGAGCUCCAAGUAACACCGAGCGAACGGGUGUCCGAGUGAUCACUCUGUGCCCCGGUCUCACGGAAACGGCCCUCACCAUCGACAGUCCCAACAAAUUACUCAGCAGAGUCAUGAAGGCCGACUUCGUGAAGAGCCUCGAGCAGCUAACGAUACAGACGCCCUACGUGGUAGCGCAAGGACUCAUGUGGAUCUUGCGCAUCGGCGAGUCGGGCAGCAUUUGGGUCAUCGAGAACGGCCAGUCGCCCUACGAGGUCUUCGUUCCGCAGUGCCGCAGUUUGCAGCGCCAUUACAAAAACAACUUCACCGUGAGCGAGAACAAGAUCAUGAGCAAGGGAAGGCCCAUACGCGAGGUGUGCGACAACAGCAGAACGGGCCUCAUGAGCUGCGCUUGAAUUGCCCAGUAGGCAGAAAACGAGGGUGCGCGGGGUGCGCUAAUUAGCUCCGCACAAUGAUCUCCGAUAAAACAAACCAAUCGUGCACAUUUCUUUAUCGUUUGACACUUUUUAUACUCAUUUCAUCUUCUUAUAGUUUACAACUUCGAUACUUUUUACGUAUAAACCAUUUUAUUAAUUGUAGUGUUAAGCUUUACGUCACUUAAUGCAUAGAUAUACAAUACUGAAAGUGUUCAUCAUUAAAAUGUGUGGCACUUAUCGACACUCGACUGUGAUCGAAUGUUUAUUUAUUCAAAUGACUUUCGUCUUAACUGAAAUUUAUUUAUGUAUCGAUAAAACAUUUUAGUACAAUGAUAUUUAUACAAGUUCAACUUGCUCGUAAUUUUUAAAGUAGUGUUGAAGCAGAAAAGAAAUAAAGUUUUCAUAAACUUUCA
This is a messenger RNA of Trichogramma pretiosum, 1578 nucleotides long. RefSeq names its product 15-hydroxyprostaglandin dehydrogenase [NAD(+)]-like. The transcript is spliced from 7 exons. Bases 128 to 1144 code for a protein of 338 amino acids. Gene Ontology annotation, molecular function: oxidoreductase activity, acting on the CH-OH group of donors, NAD or NADP as acceptor. Gene Ontology annotation, cellular component: cytoplasm. NCBI's taxonomy places the organism in Eukaryota, Metazoa, Arthropoda, Insecta, Hymenoptera, Trichogrammatidae. The record is from RefSeq and is a predicted model, not a curated record.